Molecule: messenger RNA, 2021 nt
Organism: Solanum pennellii
Lineage: Eukaryota; Viridiplantae; Streptophyta; Magnoliopsida; Solanales; Solanaceae
Product: very-long-chain (3R)-3-hydroxyacyl-CoA dehydratase PASTICCINO 2-like
Exons: 4
Coding region: 278-598 (106 amino acids)
Biological process (GO): sphingolipid biosynthetic process; very long-chain fatty acid biosynthetic process; fatty acid elongation
Cellular component (GO): endoplasmic reticulum membrane
Molecular function (GO): 3-hydroxyacyl-CoA dehydratase activity
Source: RefSeq, a predicted model, not a curated record
AGAACCUUACCAAACAGGCUUCAAAUUUCACAACUUAAUCCCAAGCAUAAUUGUGGAUAUAUUUGUUGUUACCCUUAAAAAAAAAUCUAAGUUUAUUAAAAUGAGUUUCACAAAAAGAGUUGAGCUACACUUAAUAGAGGCAGCGAAAAUCGAUUUAUAGGUGGGUUAAUCUACUAAUACUAAGCUUAAUUAUGCAUAAAGAUUGUUUCUUUAAGUACCCAUUUCAAUUUCUUGUAUUUUUAACAUUAUAAUUUUUGAGCCUUUUCUUUGUUCUUCAAUGGCUGGAUCUUUAUCAGGUUUAAGGCGUUUGUAUCUCAUUUUUUACAAUUGGAUUGUGUUUUUUGGAUGGUUUCAAGUGUUUUAUUUUGGUGUGAGAACUUUGAAAGAGACUGGGUAUGAAUAUGUCUAUGAUGCUGUGGAAAAGCCUCUGUUUUUUGCUCAAACUGCUGCUUUUUUGGAGAUACUUCAUAGUCUAGCAGGUUUGGUAAGGUCUCCGAUAUCAGCAACACUUCCACAGAUAAGUUCAAGAUUAUACGUAACCUGGGGAAUUUUUAUGGAGUUUUCCAGAGCUAAGUAUUUUCCUUGCAGAUCACAGUAAAGCAUUCCGAAGCUUCUUUACUAUUGACUGACUUGUUGAUUAAAGGUCCGGAGUCAUAUACUUGUUAGUUCUCUAGUGAUUAGCUGGUCUAUUACAGAGGUGAGCCUUUGCUUAUUCAUCAAAACCAUCAGCACAUAACUUGUUCUAACAUCGUUAUGUUCAACUUCAGAUUAUUCGAUAUUCAUAUUUUGGCAUAAGGGAGGCAUUUGGUUCUGCACCUUCUUGGCUCUUGUGGUUAAGGUAUUACUAUUUAACUUGAACUCAUCAUUCUAAAAUUCGGAAUCCAUAAAGUUGAAAUCCUGACUACGCCUCAGUUGAUGGAUAUAGUUUGUAGCAUGUUCUUAUUAAGCUGAUUUCCUUACUGCAGGUAUAGUACUUUCUUAUUGUUGUAUCCUAUUGGCAUCACAAGUGAAGUAGGUCUAAUAUAUAAUGCCCUUCCUUACAUGAAGGUACCAAUAUCCUCUAUCUUAGUGUGUUCCUUUCUCACUUAGAAAAGGCAACAAACUCGUCUUUCUAUCCAUUGAAGAGGUGGCAAAGAGCUAACCCGCAAGGGUGACCGAGUUGGUUGAGCAGGGGAGGUUCGAAACCCCUUGCAUGAUUUCUCGAUCGAGCUCAUCACACGGAGCUUGCCUACCACCACUGAAGCAAGGUUUACCCUGUGCGUACUUGAAGGAUGGCUGACCAUGUCUUGUUAUCAACUUGUUUUUUCGUAGGAAUCUGGAAAGUAUUCUGUUAGGAUGCCAAAUAAAUGGAAUUUCUCUUUUAAUUACUACUAUGCAGCAUUUGUUUGCCUUGCCAUCUAUUUACCAGGCAAGAACCAUAACAUCAUUCUCUUACUAAAAGCAAUUAUGUUUAUUUACUCGGUUUCUUGGUGAGGGAACUCGGAGACAGAUUAUCGAGUUUAUUACAGUUCCUUUUUAGAUUAUUAUUGGGAUAGCCAGAGCUAUGAUUGACAAGACGGUGUUUGUGAAAAUGCAGGCUUUUCUCACCUGUAUAAUUACAUGCUUGGGCAGAGAAAGAAAGCACUAUCUGAACCAAAAAAGCAUAGGACACAGGCGGACUAGCACUGUGGCUCCAUCCCUGAGGACACGGUUUAUAGGCGGACUAGCAUUGUGGCUCUAAUGAUACUUGAAGAACGAGAGAAUCCUCUUGAUCAUACUUUUCUUUUCUAGGGAAAAAAGUACCUACCAAAUUCGAAUAAUCGACUAUUUCUGGGUGUAACAUUUGGUAAUCAUUUAGUUAUUGUAUCUCAGACAGUACACAUGUUUUAAGUUGCACACAGUAUACCACAAGUUUAUGUCGAACAAAAUUAUCAAUAACAUAACGAUAUGUCGAAAAGGCAUCAACCAAAUGCUUUAAUCAAGGGGACAAUAUCAGAGGAUUUAACUUAUAUCCCAACAAUACAAUGAAAUUUGAAAAAAAA